Messenger RNA from Phytophthora sojae, 1487 nucleotides. RefSeq lists its product as hypothetical. The transcript has a single exon. Gene Ontology annotation, cellular component: membrane. Lineage: Eukaryota; Oomycota; Peronosporomycetes; Peronosporales; Peronosporaceae. Gene Ontology annotation, biological process: autophagy; defense response to other organism; ceramide metabolic process. Bases 752 to 1411 code for a protein of 219 amino acids. The record is from RefSeq and is a predicted model, not a curated record. Gene Ontology annotation, molecular function: hydrolase activity, acting on carbon-nitrogen (but not peptide) bonds, in linear amides.
AUACGCUGCGCGGACUUCCGGUGAAUCCUCAGGGCCACGCCUGGUACGUUUGUUGCCCAACCCAUCGGUUAUGCUAACUAUAAGCUGUUGUCACUGGUGCUGCUGGUUGGCUAACUUGUAUUUGACGUUGUUGGUGUUCGUCGUCUUUGGCCUGCAGGUGGCACAUUUUCAUGGGCAUCUCGUCCUACCACGGCCCGAUCUUCAUGCAGUACGUGCGCAUGGAGCAGCUCAAGCGGAAGGUGCGCAUCCACGACACUUGCCUCGGCAUCCAGACCAUCGUCGUGGAGGAGAACGGCGCGCCCUCGAGCCCCAAGAAGCCCAAGCAGUUGUAAGAGCCCCAAGGUUUGCGUGCGACACACAUCGAGUUCGUUGCCCCCGUUACGACGUCGCCACCAUAUUAGCGUUAAUUAAUAUCAACCUACAUAGCGAGUUAGUGAGCCCUUCAUUUGCAUUGCCAUGCAGGAGCUUGCAGGCGUUUUGCCCCAUUGGUCGGACAUGCCGCCGCGUGUGUCGUCGGCAAGAAAACGACGGCCACAUGUUUAUCCCAGCAGCCGUUUUGUGCAACUUAUUCGAUCUCACACUGAAAUGAGUACUUAUCUGAGACCAUACUUAGUCGUAGUCAACUUCCAUCUGAGAUGGCGGGUCGGAUACUUUCACGGAGCACGCUAAGGUUGAAGGUGACCGUAACGACUCCCCGAUAUGCCAUUUGCACUCUCGCCGCGUUCUUGAGAAGUCGCAUCCGCUCGCUCUAAUGGCGACCAGCAGCAUGCGUUCGCCCGCCCCCGUGGGCUUCUGGGGCCCGCCCACCUCCACCAUCGACUGGUGCGAGCUCAACUACGAGCACAGCUUCUACAUCGCCGAGUUCUGGAACACCAUCAGCAACUCGCUCUUCGUUCUACUGGGGCUCUACGGGCUCUAUCGCAGCAUCAAGCUGGGCUUCGAGCCUCGGUUCCACCUGCAGUUCAUCGGCGUCAUGGUCACGGGCUUCGGCUCCGCCAUGUUCCACGGCACGCUGCAGCACGUGUACCAGCAGUGCGACGAGACGCCCAUGGUCUGGUCCAUCCUGGCGUGGAUCUACAUCGUGUACAACAACGAGAUCGAGGAGCUCCCCAUAAAGAACGCCAGCACGUACGUCAUCGCCUCCCUGACCACGAUCGGAGCCAUUUUCACGGUGGUGCACGCCAUCUACCGCUUCACGACGGUCUUCCAAGUGUUCUUCGGCAUCUUGGCGGUGCUCGGGGCGGGGCGGCUCUGUGUGCACUACGCAGAGGUGAAGGACCCGAGAGCGCGCGCCGUGGCCAGGUCCUACGUGACGUCGAGUCUCAUUGGCUUUGCCUUCUGGCUUAUGGACUACCACUACUGCCACAUUGUGCGCGAACUGCCAGUGAACCCGCAGGGCCACGCCUGGUAAGAAGGUUCUGCUGAGGUUGUUGAAGGUGGUUUUGUGCUGAUGGUUGUGUUGCCUUCUUUUGGCUGCAGGUGGCACA